AAGAUGCACAUCGCCAGAUCUAGGGUUACGAAAUCAUUUUUUCACCUCCUUUCUCUUCACCUCAUACCAUCACAGGGUUUUCACUUUGGGGGAAACUUUGCAACAUUUUCAGAUUCGGCUGAUUUUCUCUCAUCAGGUGAAAUCAAGGAGGCAGUUGAGUUUCCUUUAACUCACCCUGAGUUAUAUGAAGACAUCGGUAUUAAACCUCCAAAGGGCGUUAUACUUUACGUAGAACCAGGAACAGGCAAGACAUUGCUUGCAAAGGUUCUUCCGUUUUGCUUUAUUUUUUGUAUUUGA
Helianthus annuus (common sunflower) is the source of this 297-nucleotide messenger RNA. RefSeq names its product 26S proteasome regulatory subunit 6B homolog. Bases 4 to 297 code for a protein of 97 amino acids. Gene Ontology annotation, cellular component: proteasome regulatory particle, base subcomplex. The transcript is spliced from 4 exons. NCBI's taxonomy places the organism in Eukaryota, Viridiplantae, Streptophyta, Magnoliopsida, Asterales, Asteraceae. The record is from RefSeq and is a predicted model, not a curated record. Gene Ontology annotation, molecular function: proteasome-activating activity. Gene Ontology annotation, biological process: proteasome-mediated ubiquitin-dependent protein catabolic process.